GCGGCGGGGACGCGCUGGCACGCGGGUGCAGGUCCCCGCCGUCGCCCACAGGUACUGGUGUGAGGAAGCGGGAGGCCGGUAAUCGCGAGCACCUGGGUCACGCGGCUGGGGAUGGUGUCGCCGCGGGGUCACGGUCAGGGAUACAGGAGAGCGGGUCUGUCCGGGAGCCCCGCUGCUGAGCCAUGCCGGGCCCCCACGGGCCUGCUGCAAGUCCAGCCCAGGGAGGCAGGUGGCCAUGAGUAGCCGGAGCCACAAUGGCAGUGUGGGGCAGCCUCUGGGCAGCAGGCAUGGAUUCCUGGGCUGGGAGCCUGUGGACCCUGAGGCAGGCCGCCCCCAACAGCCGGGUGCCCAAGGCCCAGGCCUGCAGAUGGUGGCCAAGGGCCAGCCUGCUCUGUUGUCACCUGGUGGCCUUAGGGGCCAUCCCCAGGAGCAGGAGGAAGAGGCAGAAGAGGCCUGGCUGGGUUCCAGGAAGCCCUCAACGGUCAGCCACCGCCUGGGCCAUCGCAGGGCUCUCUUCGAGAAGCGCAAACGUCUCAGUGACUAUGCUCUCAUCUUUGGCAUGUUUGGGAUUGUCGUCAUGGUAACAGAAACAGAGCUGUCCUGGGGUGUGUACACCAAGGAGUCACUGUGCUCUUUCGCCCUGAAAUGCCUGAUCAGCCUGUCCACGCUCAUCCUGCUUGGCCUUGUUGUCCUCUACCACGCCCGCGAGAUCCAGCUGUUCCUGGUGGACAAUGGUGCCGAUGACUGGCGUAUUGCCAUGACGUGGGAACGUGUGUCCCUGAUCUCGCUGGAGCUAGCCGUGUGUGCCAUCCACCCCGUGCCCGGCCACUACCACUUCACGUGGACAGCGCGGCUGGCCUUCUCGCUGGUGCCGUCAGCGGCCGAGGCGGACCUGGACGUGCUUCUCUCCAUCCCCAUGUUCCUGCGCCUCUACCUGCUGGCUCGGGUCAUGCUCUUACACAGUCGGAUCUUCACGGACGCCUCCAGCCGCAGCAUCGGGGCCCUCAACCGUGUCACCUUCAACACGCGGUUCGUCACCAAGACCCUCAUGACCAUCUGCCCGGGCACCGCGCUGCUGGUCUUCAGCAUCUCCUCCUGGGUUGUCGCAGCCUGGACAGUGCGCGUGUGUGAGAGGUACCAUGACAAGCAGGAAGUGACCAGCAACUUCCUGGGCGCCAUGUGGCUCAUCUCUAUCACCUUCCUGUCCAUCGGCUAUGGAGACAUGGUGCCGCACACCUACUGUGGGAAGGGCGUGUGUCUGCUCACGGGCAUCAUGGGAGCGGGCUGCACUGCACUCGUGGUGGCCGUCGUGGCCAGGAAGUUGGAGCUCACCAAGGCUGAGAAACACGUCCACAACUUCAUGAUGGACACGCAGCUCACCAAGCGGGUCAAAAAUGCUGCUGCAAACGUUCUCAGGGAGACUUGGCUCAUCUACAAACACAGCAGGCUAGUGAAGAAGCCAGACCAAGGCCGGGUUCGGAAACACCAGCGUAAGUUCCUCCAAGCCAUCCAUCAGGCUCAGAAGCUGCGCAGUGUGAAGAUUGAGCAAGGGAAGGUGAAUGAUCAAGCCAACACACUGGCUGACCUUGCCAAGGCACAGAGCAUCGCGUGUGAAGUGGUGUCCGAGCUGCAGGUCCAGCAAGAGGAGCUGGAGGCACGCCUAGCCGCCCUGGAGAGUCGCCUGGACACCCUGGGUGCCUCCCUGCAGGCCCUGCCAGGCCUCAUCGCCCAAGCCAUAUGUCCUCUGCCACCAUCCUGGUCAGGGCCUGGUCACCCAGCCCCUGCCAACCAGAACCCACCGGGCCACCGGCUGCCCACUGUGGGGUCGGACUGCAGGUGACUGCCUGUUGGUCACCAGACUGCUAAAUCUUGGCCAUCGUGUGGUCAUGGCUAGCUCCUUGCCAUUCUGGACUGCCGGACCUCUGGACUCGCAAACCUGGGAAGAGUCGAGCUGAGAAAAACUGGCAUUCAUUCCCCUGAGGCUGGACCGUGGGAUCUUGCUGGCCACCUUGGCUGUCCUAAGCCCCAGGAGGGCAGGCAGUAGCAGCAGGGGCCCCUGCCAUUUCUAAGUGAAUCAGGAGCCAUCAACCCAUUUUCGGUUUAUGUGGCAGGGAGGACCUUGAGCAUCUCACUAGAGGAGGUGGAUGCCCUAGCCUAGGGAUCCUGAAUGGUGGGUCACUGCACAUGUGCUGAAUCCCUGGUACACACAAUGCCCUUCCUUCAGGGUCUGACUGGAGUAAUACACAGGCUCAGAGUGGUGAGGGGUGAGGCCACUUGCCUGCAGCCAUACAGGUCCUGAGGUCAGAGCGAGGACAUGGGGGACCAGACUUGGAGGUGGUGGCAGGCUGGGGUUACAAGCAAUCAGAAUGGUAGGGUCCCUCCAAGCCCUGGGUUCCAGGACUCUCACUCGGGGACUACUGGGAUUUCUGACAGGGAUAAGUGGCCAGUCAGGACCAACAGGAGCCACUGAUAAGGCGUCAACCACCUGGUCUUGGGAGAUAGUGGACCUGUAGCUGGCUUCCUGGAGGUCCAGCUUGGUCUCCAUAACAAGAAAUUUGUAGGGAGGAUCUGUUGGGUGGAACUGGGCUCCAGUCCCCGCUGCAGAGGGGCAUAGCAGGUGUCUAUUAGGGAGAGGCAGGCCUAACCCAUCCCUACACAUGGCCAGAGGGUAGGUGCUCAGUAAAUGCUCCCUCCAGAGACUGCCCAUGAGGGCCUAGGGAGCAAGGUAUCAUCCUGUCCCGUCAGGCAAACAAGCGGGAGAAAUAAACGAGGCGGGGUAUGGUUGCAUGCCUUUGAUCCCAACACUUGGGGUGCAGAGGAUCUCUGAGUUUCCUAGCUACACGGUGAGAACUGGGGAAGGGGACAAAAAAAAUAAACACGGCUGGAGGUGA
Molecule: messenger RNA, 2891 nt
Organism: Arvicola amphibius (Eurasian water vole)
Lineage: Eukaryota; Metazoa; Chordata; Mammalia; Rodentia; Cricetidae
Gene: Kcnn1
Product: potassium calcium-activated channel subfamily N member 1
Exons: 10
Coding region: 236-1840 (534 amino acids)
Biological process (GO): potassium ion transmembrane transport
Cellular component (GO): plasma membrane; neuronal cell body; neuron projection
Molecular function (GO): calmodulin binding; small conductance calcium-activated potassium channel activity
Source: RefSeq, a predicted model, not a curated record